Messenger RNA from Gossypium raimondii (Peruvian cotton), 1022 nucleotides. Its product is annotated as chromatin remodeling protein SHL. NCBI's taxonomy places the organism in Eukaryota, Viridiplantae, Streptophyta, Magnoliopsida, Malvales, Malvaceae. The transcript is spliced from 5 exons. Gene Ontology annotation, molecular function: chromatin binding. The record is from RefSeq and is a predicted model, not a curated record. Bases 97 to 747 code for a protein of 216 amino acids.
UUUAUUUAUGUCAGUCCACAAUCUCUCUGUUGUCCUUGUGCAUGCCUUUGUAUUGCAUUUCUCUGAAAAUAAGUAGCCUUUUUAUUUUGUUCUUCCAUGGUGAAAGCCAAAGCUCCAAGGAGAACUCUAGACUCUUAUGCAGUCAAACACAUCAACAAAAUCAUUAAAGCGGGGGAUUGCGUGUUGAUGCGACCGGCGGAUCAAUCAAAACCGCAGUACGUGUCGAGAAUCGAGCGGAUCGAGGCGGACGCACGUGGUGGAAACGUGAAGGUGCACGUGAGGUGGUAUUACCGGCCGGAGGAGUCGAUCGGAGGGAGAAGACAGUUCCAUGGAUCUAAGGAGCUUUUUUUAUCCGAUCAUUACGAUGUGCAAAGCGCCGAUACCAUCGAAGGGAAGUGUACGGUACACAGUUUCAAGAGCUAUACCAAGCUUGACGCCGUCGGAAACGACGACUUCUUCUGUCGUUUUGAAUAUAAUUCUUCCACCGGUUCUUUCAAUCCCGAUCGCGUUGCCGUUUACUGCAAAUGCGAGAUGCCAUAUAAUCCCGACGACCUAAUGGUUCAAUGCGAAGGUUGCAGUGACUGGUUUCAUCCUGCUUGUAUAGAAAUGACGGCAGAGGAAGCUAAAAGGCUCGAUCACUUCUUUUGCGAAAGUUGCUCGUCUGAAGGUCAGAAGAAGUUGCAGAAUUCUCAUGCCGCUUCCAGACACUCGGAUACAAAGGUGGAUACAAAACGGCGUCGGAGGUGACGAGAAAACGGUACAUAAACAUAGCGUUUUUAGUCGAAGACCGAAGCCGGUUAUCGCUUUUAACCAUGCCUCGUGAGUUGAUAAUGGUUGAGUUGACAGUAACUGGGUUUGAAAAACCUUUUUAUCACAAUGUUUAUAUGUGUUUGGUUGUAAGUAAUUAUCAGGAUGUAGGUUCCCCCUCUCUCCUCGUAUCUGGUUUAUACAUUAGGGUUUGUGUAUAAUUAAAAACUGCUUUUUAGCUUAUAAAAUAGCCAUAAAAAUUAGGGUUAAUUUCA